AUGGCAGAUUGUAUCAGUGGGCUCACGCUCGCGCGAGAAAACAGAACGAGUUGCGAUGAAGUCAAGAAAAUAUGUGCAUAUGCCACAUGCCAGGAUACCAAAGGGGGUCACUGUUAUGGCCUAGACAGCAACGUUGGUCAACCUGCAGGCUACCAGAACACCUCUUAUGCCAGCAAUUGCGAAGAUCGAAACUGUCCUUUAGCGUGGGAACAUGGAUAUCCACUUGUAUGGGAUGGUGCCCCAGCAUGUUGUGCAGACCCCGAUAUGGUGAUAGUCUGUGAUCCCGACUGUACCUGCAAUGACCUGACGACACUGACCGCAACAUUGCCGCCGCUUACGACAACAACACCGUUUCCUACAUCAACCACGUUGUCAAGCUCAUUUCCUGAAGUGACGAGCUCGUCAGUGACUAGCAUAAUGUUGACUCCUGGUUCUCUUCUUCCAACGCCGGGAACGAGCCCAACGGCAGCCCCAACGAGUGGCCUGACUACAGGGGCCAAAGCAGGCAUAGGCGUCGGCGCAGCUGUAGGCGGAGCAGUAAUCUUUGGUCUUAUCUUCUGGCUUGCCUGGGUCCUUCGCAAAAGACGCAAAGAGACGGCUAAGCUUUCUCCAGGAAUGGACACAGGGGAGCCUGAGUGGAGGGAUCACACUCAUGGCACCCAUGAGUCUAGUCAAGGGGCUGGCAAUGGUCUUGGAGAGCCUUUGAGAAUGACAGGCAGAUAG
Messenger RNA from Alternaria arborescens, 723 nucleotides. RefSeq lists its product as hypothetical. NCBI's taxonomy places the organism in Eukaryota, Fungi, Ascomycota, Dothideomycetes, Pleosporales, Pleosporaceae. The coding region runs from base 1 to 723 and encodes 240 amino acids. The record is from RefSeq and is a predicted model, not a curated record. The transcript has 2 exons.